Messenger RNA from Closterium sp. NIES-65, 1179 nucleotides. NCBI's taxonomy places the organism in Eukaryota, Viridiplantae, Streptophyta, Zygnematophyceae, Desmidiales, Closteriaceae. The record is from the annotation of a GenBank genome assembly.
AUGCGCUGCCUCCUGCUCCGUAGCCCACCGUCACCGACGCUUCCUCUUACCGUCGCCCACGCUUCCUCUUACCGUCGCCCACGCUUCCUCUUACCGUCGACCACGCUUCCUCCCCGUCGCCCACGCUUCCCCCCACCGUCGCCAACGCAUUUCCCCACCGUCGCCAACGCUUUUCCCCACUGUCGCCAACGCUUAACCCCACCGUCGCCAACGCUUUUCCCACUGUCGCCAACGCUUAACCCCACCGUCGCCCACGCUUCCCCCCAUCGUCGCCCACGCUUCCUCCCACCGUCGCCCACGCUUCCCCCCUCCGUCGCCCACGCUUCCCCUGCCAUCGCCCUCCCUGUCGCCCGGGAAUCCCCCCUCCCGCUAGACUCCCUCCCCUCCCGCGAAAAAUCCCCCCGUCCUCUCAUAACCCCGGCCUCUCAUCCCCCUGUCCCAUGUCCUCUCGUCCCCCUCGUCGUCUCGUCCCCCUGUCCUCUCAUCCCCCCGUCCUCUCAUCCCCUCGUCCUCUCAUCCCCCCAUCACGCUCGUCCCCUCGCAAACCCUGUCUCCCUAUGUCCCUGUCGCCCUCGUUCUUUCCCCGUAUCCCCAGCCCUGCUUCCCCCCAUCCCCUUCCCUGCUUCCCCCCAUCCCCUUCCCUGCUUCCCCCCAUCCCCUUCAAUGCUUCCCCCCAUCCCCUUCCCUGCUUCCCUCCAUCCCCCUCCCUGCUUCCCCCCAUCCCCCUCCCUGCUUCCCCCCAUCCCCCUCCCUACUUCCCCCCAUCCCCUUCCCUGCUUCCCUCCAUCCCCCUCCCUGCUUCACCCCAUCCCCUUCCCUGCUUCCCUCCAUCCCCCUCCUUGCUUCACCCCAUCCCCCUCCCUGCUUCUCCCCAUCCCCUUCCCUGCUUCCCCCCAUCCCCUUCCCUACUUCCCUCCAUCCCCCUCCCUGCUUCACCCCAUCCCCCUCCCUGAUUCCCCCCAUCCCCUUCCCUGCUUCCCACCAUCCACCUCCCUGCUUCCCCCCAUCCCCUUCCCUACUUCCCCCCAUCCCCUUCCCUGCUUCUCCCCAUCCCCUUCCGUGCUUCCUCCCAUCCCCUUCCCUGCUUCCCCCCAUCCCCUUCCCUGCUUCCCCCCAUCCCGUUCCCUGCUUCCCCCCAUCCCCCUCCCUCCUUCCCCCCACCCUCUGCUCUGUUCCUAA